Messenger RNA from Aplysia californica (California sea hare), 526 nucleotides. RefSeq lists its product as uncharacterized. NCBI's taxonomy places the organism in Eukaryota, Metazoa, Mollusca, Gastropoda, Aplysiida, Aplysiidae. The coding region runs from base 53 to 526 and encodes 157 amino acids. The record is from RefSeq and is a predicted model, not a curated record. The transcript has 2 exons.
CAUGUGAUUUUGUUUAAAAGUGAAGCAGAUCACGAGACCCCGAAAUGUCGUAAUGACCGUUAUGAACGAACAACCAAUGAUAUUUAAAUUUCCGCAAAUAUGGAAGGGUUGGCCUCAGCAGCUAAAUAAAGCGAACACUGACAAGAUGGCUCCAGGAGAGAUCAAAGCAAUGACGAAACGUUGUCUUCUGUCAACAGUUUUCAACGACAAGCGGAAAGUGUCGGUUCUCUCCACAAAUUCGUCGCCAGGUGUCUCCACCGUCACUCGUCGUGUAAAAGGUGGCGUUCAACACAUUGAGAUUCCGAACUCCGUGUUGAACUACAACAACCACAUGUUUGGCGUUGACCUGGCUGACCAGCUUCACUCCUACUAUGCAGUGGGAAGAUCUGGGGUGAAGUGGUUGAGAUACGUUCUCUGGUUUGUGGUAACACCAGAGACCCCCUAUGGCUGUUCAAUUUGCAAGGUCCACUUGCACAAGGGACUGUGUUUUGCUAGUUUCCACAAGGAGCUGGCAAGUGCACAGUAA